This is a messenger RNA of Chaetura pelagica (chimney swift), 411 nucleotides long. RefSeq names its product dual specificity phosphatase 23 (gene DUSP23). Bases 19 to 411 code for a protein of 130 amino acids. NCBI's taxonomy places the organism in Eukaryota, Metazoa, Chordata, Aves, Apodiformes, Apodidae. The transcript has 2 exons. Gene Ontology annotation, biological process: cilium assembly; protein dephosphorylation. Gene Ontology annotation, molecular function: protein tyrosine/serine/threonine phosphatase activity. The record is from RefSeq and is a predicted model, not a curated record.
CGGCUGUCUGGGCUGGCCAUGCCACGGGAGCCGGGGCACUACCGGUUCCUCCUGGCCCAGGGCGUGCGGCACCUGGUGUCACUGUCAGAGCGGCCACCCCCGCACCAUGGCUGCUGCCCUGCUGUCCAGCUCCACCGGCUCUGUGUACCUGACUUCACCCCCCCAACGCCUGGGCAAAUCCAGACCUUCCUGAAGCUGGUGGAGGAGGCCAACGCCCGUGGGGAGGCCGUGGCAGUUCACUGCAUGCUGGGCCACGGCCGGACUGGCACCAUGCUGGCCUGCUACCUGGUGAAGGCAGAGAAGAUGAGCGGGGGCGACGCCAUUCGGGAGAUCCGGCGACUGCGGCCUGGCUCCAUCGAGACACAAGAGCAGGAGGAUGCAGUGAUCCAGUUCUGCCAACGCCUUCGGUAG